CUGCAAUUAAACCCACGAAGAAGAAGCUGAAAGUCGCUGUUUGUUUGUUGUGGUCAGCUGAGUCGUCGGGUUUGUUUUUAAAACGAUGUCUUCAGUUCACUAUCUGAGAGAGUAUAUCGGUGAAAGGCUGACAGCUGCUGCUGCAGAAAUCUUCUCCGAGUUUGAAAAAACCAUCCUGCGGUACGAAGAGGAGAUCGACCGUCAGCGCAGACUGCUGGAUCUCUGCUGGAAACCUGAACUGAAGCUGCACAGAGUCGAACAGGAUCCGGUCCACGAGACACCGUUUCUCACAGACCAGCAGGAGGAGCUGUUAGAACAGCCUCCGUGGAUCAAAGAGGAGCAGGACGAAGCAGAACCUGUGGAGAUCAAAGCUGAGGAGGAGGAGCUCUGCACCGGAGAGGAGGAAUAUCACCUGGUGACCACUGUACCUGAGGACUACAGUGAACCAGAACCAGACAGGGACCAGCUCACCUGUCAGAGUCCUGCUGGACCCAGGGACCAGGACCAGGAUUCGGGGUCAAAUGAAAACGAGGAUCAGUCACCAAAGAAGACGGAGCGCACAGCCUGUUAUCACGACCUCCAGCAGGAACCGGUCCACAAGCCGGAGCUGGUUCUGACAGACCUGCGGCUCUGCAGCCAGAGGAGGAAGUGCAGCCUGGACCAGAAGGAACCAGAACCUCCACAGAUUGAAGCAGACCAGCAGCAGCUCUGCAGAGGUCAGGAGGCCGAUCCGMUCAUGGCGACGAGGAGCAUCUCUCUGAGUCCUGCUGGACCCGAGGACCAGGACCAGGGUUCAGGGUGGAAUGAACAGACAGAACACACAGACUGUCACCACGGUAACAAGGCUGCAGCACCUGAGAGGCUGUUUUCCUGUAAAAUCUGUGGAGAAACGUUUCUGCAGAACUCACUGCGGAUCCGUCACAUCAAGGUCCACAAAGUGUGGAGCCAGAACUGGGACAAGCUGCUGCACUGCUGUCCCACCUGUGGGAAGAAGUUCCCGUCUUACAGUCACCUGGUCACACACAUGAGGGUCCACACGGGGGAGAAACCUUUUUCCUGCUUGUUUUGUGGCAAACGUUUUAAUCAGACGUCCUCUCUGAACCGUCACAUGAAGGUCCACUGAGGCUGAGCUGAGCUUCUGUCCGUCUUCAUGUCUGCACAUUUACUUUCCACUAACAGCUCAUUUAAAAACUAUGCAGCGGAUCUUCAUACGUUUGUUUAUUUAAAGGCCAGAAGUGUUUCAGUGCAGAUGCAGGUCAUCAGUUUGAGUGUUUUUGUUUGUUUUUGACAUUGUUCUGUGUUGGUUGUAAGAAUGUUUCCUGUUUCUGUGACACUUUGUUCAUAAAGGUGUCAGGUCCAAAUGUGACGUGAUGACACAGAUUUUAUUUUAUUUUAAUUUGUUUCACCUUCUUAGUUCAGAGGGUCAGAGCUUCACUGUUGCAAACUGAUGAAAAAGGAAUAAAGAUUUUGGUUCCUUCCAAGCA
This is a messenger RNA of Austrofundulus limnaeus, 1484 nucleotides long. Its product is annotated as zinc finger protein 629. The coding region runs from base 86 to 1123 and encodes 345 amino acids. The record is from RefSeq and is a predicted model, not a curated record. Lineage: Eukaryota; Metazoa; Chordata; Actinopteri; Cyprinodontiformes; Rivulidae. Gene Ontology annotation, cellular component: transcription regulator complex; chromatin; PcG protein complex. Gene Ontology annotation, molecular function: RNA polymerase II cis-regulatory region sequence-specific DNA binding; DNA-binding transcription factor activity, RNA polymerase II-specific. Gene Ontology annotation, biological process: regulation of transcription by RNA polymerase II. The transcript is spliced from 3 exons.